Messenger RNA from Harmonia axyridis, 792 nucleotides. RefSeq names its product probable 28S ribosomal protein S6, mitochondrial (gene mRpS6). The record is from RefSeq and is a predicted model, not a curated record. Gene Ontology annotation, cellular component: ribosome; mitochondrial small ribosomal subunit. NCBI's taxonomy places the organism in Eukaryota, Metazoa, Arthropoda, Insecta, Coleoptera, Coccinellidae. Gene Ontology annotation, biological process: translation. The transcript is spliced from 3 exons. Bases 96 to 542 code for a protein of 148 amino acids. Gene Ontology annotation, molecular function: small ribosomal subunit rRNA binding; structural constituent of ribosome.
AAUUUUUAGAUACAAAAAAUAUUACAUAACCUCUAAGUUAUAAAUUGAAUAAAUAUAUUUCUCUGUUAUCAAAUCAACAUCAAAAUUAUAUAAAUAUGAUCACUUAUGAAUUAUGUCUUUUAUAUCGAAUAAUGCCAAAGACUGAAUUAGUAACAUCUUUGAAAAGAACUGCACAUGCUAUUUAUGACAAAGGUGGUAUUUUGAGAAAAUUGGAAAACCUUGGUACUAGUGAUACUCCUUAUAAGAUGAGUGUACAUGACAUGGUUCAUCGAAAAGCUAGCUACUUUGUUUACGAGUUCAAUAUUCCUCCUAAUAAACUAGAAGACCUUAAUGAAGAAUUGGGACGUGACGUAGAUGUUAUCAAGAGAAAUAUAUAUAAGAAAAAUUCGUUUAAUGAAAUACAUGAGUGUACUUUACAUGAAGAAAUGCUACCUGUACCUUAUCGAAAAGAUGUUCAAGAGCUGGUGAAAGAAGCAAGAAAAUUAGAUAAGCCUAAAUUUAAAUAUGGAAAUAACCUUACUUAUUAUCCAUUCCAAAAAUAAUUGAAACAUAAUUCUUUUGAUCAGAUGUUACAGUAGAUAUAAAUUUAUUAUCAACUUUGUAAUGAAAUAUUGUGUUGAAUGUUUUAUUACUGCCAAUAUUGUCUAGUACUUGGAGACCAUAAAAAUACAAUGAAGAACUAGCAAAUAUUUUUUAUUAGAACUUGAAAAUAUAUUGUCAUAAGGAAUUCUCAUUUUCACAUAGCCAACUUAUAUAAAAAUUACUAUUUGAAUAUAUAUCAUAGCUCCUUAA